AACAGCAGCUCGGGUAGCUGCGACGGCUUCCGCGAAAUCCGACUGUUUUCUUCAGCCGUUGAACUCAUCAAUUACAUUAAACGGCUUCUCAUUCCCGAGAUCAGACAUGGAUGACGUAGGCUACUCCACGGAUGCUUGAGCCUGAGCUAGCUAGCCGCUUGUAGUGACACCGUGAUGCGCCGCUCGAGUUUGGUAGUAGGCGGAGAUGGCGUCAUUGAAAGGGGGUUCGAGUGGUCGGUUUGAUCUUCAUGUGCAACGCCAAAACAUGGAUGCUGAGAAUGAGAAAACCGCCCUCGAGGCCUCGGUUGUUGUGAUUGAGAAAGACCUUGAGGCCCCCGGGAAGGAUGUGGUUGUUGAAUCCGAAGCUGAAAUGAAUGAGACUGAUGUUGGGGAAGCCUCUGACAAGGUUGUAGAAGCUUCCAUGGAUGUUAGUAAACCAGAGGAGGCAGUGCCCUCUGUUGUUGAGGAGAAGAAAACAGAGGAUGAUGAGACUUGUGUUGAAGGCGCAAGUCCUUCCGUAAAGGGGUUAUUACCGGGAAAGAAGAAGGUUGUUAAGACAGUGAAGAAGCUUGUCAAAAAGAAAGUUUUGAAAGGAGGCGCUUCUGCUUCUGCUUCUGCUGUGGAUCCUUCUCUUGGUGAAAGCGAUAAGGGAACAAAGAAGGUUGCUGCAGAUUCUGAAACUUCUCUUGGAGAAGAUGGUGAUAUGGAAUCUACUGAAGAACUCGCUGCGGAAUCUCCUGCUGAUGAAGAAACGGUGAAAAGCGUUGGGAAGAGAUUGCUAAAGGGGAAGAAAGUCCAAGGAGCCCUUAAAACAACAACAUUGAAGGAAGCUGGUAAAGGAACUCCUCAGAAUGGCCAAGAGAAUAACAACAACUCGUUAGCUGUAGACGAGCAAACCAAUGGCGUUGAGAAACCUAGUUCGCUGGAGGUGAACACUAGCGAACAAAAGAAUGAGGACCAAACUGGCAUGGCUGGUGGGGGCAGGAGACGCAAAAGGAGGAGAGGUGGGAAACAGGUCUCAGGCCCAAACAAGAAACAAAUGAAAGAAGAGGUCGUCGUCGCUGCUGCUACUGAUGCGACACAGAAAGGUAUAGAAGAGGAGGGGAAAAAGCAGGUGGAUGAUGACCUUGAGAAAGAUGGACAGGGGAAUGUAAAGCAUGCUGGUUUGAUCUUCAUGUGCAACGCCAAAACUAGGCCCGAUUGUUUUCGGUUCAGUGUGAUGGGCGUACAAGAGAAGAGGAAGGACUAUGUGAUGAGUAUCAAGCCCGGGGUUAAGCUUUUUCUUUAUGACUAUGAUCUCAAACUCCUCUAUGGAGUUUUCCAAGCUUCCUCUGCGGGUGGGAUGAAACUUGAGCGCAAUGCUUUUGGUGGAUCCUUUCCCGCUCAGGUGCGGUUCAAGGUGGUUAGUGAUUGUAUACCGUUGCCUGAGAGCGAAUUCAAGAAAGCAAUCAAGGAGAACUACAACAACAGAAACAAGUUCAAAACAGAACUUACGCGUAAACAGGUAUUCAAGCUGACAAAGCUUUUCCGACCAGCUGCUCUCCCUGCUCAAUUGACUCACACUCUGCCAGCCCCUGUUCCUCGUCCUGCUGAGAGGAAAAGAUCUGACAAUGACCGCUAUGCUCCUGGCAGCAGCAGAAGUCAUGGAAGGAGUCGCAAUGCUGCACCUCCUCCACGCAGAGAAGAGCCACCACGCAGAGAAGAACCACCCCGUGAUCUAUACCUCACUGAAAGCGAGUACCGAACAUACGGCUUGAGAAGAGCAGAACCAGCUCAGCAUUAUCCAGUACUGCCACCUGAUUCUUCUUACCGUCUGGACUCGUACCGUCCAUCUGCGGUGGAUCAUGAGCGGCUUUUGAGACAAGCAGAGAUUGAGAGGCAUCAUGACCGUAGAGAAGUUCUUUUGCCUGAGAGAAGCUACCACCCGUCGUAUGAUCACGUCCUAAGCUCUAGGCGCCUGGCACCAGAGCCACCAUUGGAGUCUUACAUGAGAGACCCGUAUCACAGAGUUGAGUACCGUAGUCCCGAAAGACUACAUAGGACGACAUACCUGCCUUGUUCGGGAAGAGAAGACGAUGACUUGUAUUCACGAUAUGUUACACCGGACUCAUUGGCUGAGUACUACCGAUCAUCGUCAUCUCGCAGAUACCCCCCAAGCAUUGCUGAAUCUGAGUUUCUUCCGCCUUCAUCAAUAACAUCACGGUAUGCUUACUCAGGGUCUUUACCCUAUUCUCACCGCUGAUUUUUACUCAAGCUCUCCUUUUGAAUGUAUUUGCUGUUUAAUGUAUGUUUGGAUUUGGACAUGCUUUCGUUGGUUCACCCAAACUUGGAUUGUACUUUAGUUUUUAUUUAUUUGUCGUUGUACCAAUCGCCCUCGGCAGAUAACUUUUUUUAUCCUCGAAUAAAUGUUUUCAUAUA
Molecule: messenger RNA, 2418 nt
Organism: Brassica napus (rape)
Lineage: Eukaryota; Viridiplantae; Streptophyta; Magnoliopsida; Brassicales; Brassicaceae
Exons: 3
Coding region: 206-2242 (678 amino acids)
Source: RefSeq, a predicted model, not a curated record